CCUGUCCUUCGGUAGUUAGUUCUGCUGCAACAUCUGUAUUGUUAUAUUAUUUUCAAAGUCAAAGCGUGUGGUGUCAAUUGUUCUGGAAUUAAUUAAUAAAAAUGGGUACAAAAAGGUCGGGAACAAGUUUAGUGCUCGCCACACAAGAGCCAAAGCGCAGCAAAAGCGACCUUAUUGCUUACACCAACCGAGAUAAAGCGUUGAUAGAAUCGGGCGUUAGACGUACAUCAAACUUAAUGACGCCAAUUAUGUUGCUGGAAGGACAUGAGGGCGAAAUUUUCACCACUGAAUUUCAUCCGGAUGGCGAUUUACUACUCUCGUCUGGAUUUGACCGGCAAAUUUAUGUUUGGAAUGUGUACGGCGAGUGUGAAAAUAUUAUGGUUAUGUCAGGUCAUAGCGGAGCGGUGUUGGAAGCGCAUUUCUCAACGGAUGGAUCAAAUGUGUACACCUGUGCCACCGACAAAACCGUCGCGAUAUGGGACAUUGUGACUGGUCAGCGAGUGCGUCGGCUAAAAGGACACACAAAUUUUGUAAACACUGUACAUUGCACACGCCGUGGUGUUCAAAUGCUCUGUUCGGGGUCCGAUGACCGAUCAAUAAGAAUUUGGGACGCACGGAAAAAAAAUGCAAUCCAUACACUCGAAACACCUUAUCAAGUAACUGGGGUGUGUUUCAAUGAUACCGGUGAGCAAGUGAUUUCUGGUGGAAUUGACAAUGAAAUAAAAAUAUGGGAUGUCCGCAAACAACAACAGGUGUUACAUAGACUACGCGGACAUACUGAUACAAUCACAGGGAUUUCGCUAUCUCCAGACGGCUCAUACUUGCUAUCCAAUUCAAUGGAUAACUCUUUACGUAUAUGGGAUAUACGUCCGUACGUGCCGAGUGAACGUUGUGUGAAAAUUUUUCAAGGGCAUCAGCACAAUUUUGAAAAAAAUCUAUUACGUUGUUGUUGGUCUCCAGAUGGCAGCAAAAUAUCUGCGGGUUCUGCUGAUCGUCAUGUUUACAUUUGGGACACAACUAGCCGGCGUAUAUUGUAUAAGUUGCCUGGUCACAAUGGCAGUGUUAACGACGUAGAUUUCCAUCCAAAGGAGCCUUUGAUACUAUCUGCAUCAAGUGAUAAAACUUUAUAUCUGGGUGAAAUCGAGGAUUAGACUUAGCUAUAUUCUUACAUUAACGUACAAUAAAACACAAGAGAAAUUAAUGAAAUUAUCAACUAUCUUAAA
This is a messenger RNA of Anastrepha ludens (Mexican fruit fly), 1223 nucleotides long. Its product is annotated as U5 small nuclear ribonucleoprotein 40 kDa protein. The coding region runs from base 102 to 1151 and encodes 349 amino acids. Gene Ontology annotation, molecular function: RNA binding; protein binding. The record is from RefSeq and is a predicted model, not a curated record. Lineage: Eukaryota; Metazoa; Arthropoda; Insecta; Diptera; Tephritidae. The transcript is spliced from 4 exons. Gene Ontology annotation, cellular component: catalytic step 2 spliceosome.